AUGGCUGCCGCUCCCACAAAUGUGCGGCAAUUUCACCAAGAUGCUUCCAUCGUCUUGGUUGGCUGUCGAGGUGCCGGCAAGCGAUCUCUAGGCUUCAUCGGCGCUCUUCACCUCAGGAGGCGCCUGGUCACCGAGGACCAUUACUUCCAGCAAGUCACUGGCACAACGAGGACAGCUUACCUGACUCAACACGGCAAGGAGGCUUUCGCUCGCCAGAUUUCAGAAGUUUUCAAGCGUAUGCUGGACGACAAUCGGAAGAAGUGUAUCAUUGAAUGUGGCAUGAGCAGUUUCUCCGAGGAUGCUCAGUCUUGUCUCCGAUCGUACAGCGAGUCUAAUCCGGUCAUCUAUAUCCACCGCGAAAAGGAGGAGAUCUUGCGCUUGCUAGACUCGGCGGACGGAGAACGCAUACUACGGGCAGAUCGGAGCCACAGGUCUUGCUCCAACCUGGAAUACUACAACUUAUACGACCCCUCAGGCGUGAAGCCCUUCCUAUCACCAGACUCAAACGGGGGAGGCUGGGAUAGCCAGCUCGCAGUAACAUCGAGCUUGCUUAAUGCGAAGCAAGACUUCACGCGAUUUCUUGACUUUGUAACCGGCCAGGGGCUGACACGGGCUUGGCUAGAGAGCCCCUUCUCAAUACGAGCCAUACCGCCAGAAUACAGGCAAUACUCAUACGCUUUGCGUCUGAGAGUAUCCUAUCUUGUUGAUAUGGACCUGGAAUGGGAAGACUUCGAGGCUCGAGGGGAUUGCGUAGAGCUUGUGAUUGAUCAUUGGCCGACCGACUUGUCAACAUUUAUCGCGAGACAAGUGGCACUAAUACGACGGAAACUUGCCGUGCCAAUAAUAUUCCACGUGGAAGAGAACCCUCGGGAUGAGCCGAAGAGGUCGGCCGAGGACAGAAAACGAAUGGAUACGGAGCUGCUGGAGCUGGGUCUUCGGCUUGGCGUGGACUACCUGAGUAUCGACCUACAGAGGACAGACAUACCAAUCACACAUCUUCUGGAGCAUCGGGGCAGAUCCAAGAUAAUCGGCAAUUUCUGGAAUCUGGGGCUUGCAACGAUACCUUGGUCGGACGAAAGUCAGGUGGAAAACUACAAGUAUGCCCAGUCACUUGGAUGCGACAUCGUCCGCAUGGUUCGUUUCUGCUCAGGGGACAGCACCAACGAGAUGCUCACCGAGUUUCGGGACAAGAUCCAGGCACUCAUACCGGAUCCGAAGCCCGUACUGGUGGCAUACGACUUCUCCGUUCUUGGUGUGAGGACUCCUCUCCAGGGUCGUGUUCUUAACCCAGUCAAGCAUCCCGAUCUGGAGAACCUCCGAGACCACCUCGCAACAGUCUGCACGGCUCAUGGCUCCUUUGAACUUCUCUUCCGGCAAUUUGAACUUGAACCUCUGCAAUUCUAUACACUCGGCGCAAAUGUCUCCUAUUCACUCUCGCCGUACAUGCACAAUGCCGCGUACGAGUACACAGGCAUGCCGCACAACUUCCAAGCGGUGCAGUGCAUGACGACAGACGACCUGAACAUCAUCUGCUCAGACGCCAAUUUCGGCGGCGCAUUGCUGACGGCCCCCUUCAAGGUGGCCAUCGUGCCGCACCUGAAGCUCAAGAGCCACCACGCCAGCGUCAUCGGCGCUGUCAACGUGCUGCUGCCCCUGCGCGGCAAGACGUCCUUCAUCCUCGACCACGCCAACUCGCGCAACAAGUCGGGCCGCACCAACGAGUUCUACGGCGACAACACCGACUGGCAGUCCAUCUUCACGUGCCUGCGCCGCGCCAUCAGCCCGCGCAACUUUGUGCGCGCCUCCAAGACGACCGGCCUCGUCAUCGGCGCCGGCGGCAUGGCGCGCGCGGCCAUCUACGCGCUCAUCCAGCUCGGCUGCCGCAACAUCUUCGUGCACAACCGCACCGUCGAGAACGCCCAGCGCGUCGCCGACCACUUCAACUCGUGGGCCGCCGCCAACGGCACCGUCGCCGCCGGCAAGUACAUCUGCCACGUGCUCGGGUCCGUCGCGCAGCCCUGGCCGCCCAGCUUCCAGCCGCCCACCCUCAUCGUCUCGUGCGUGCCCACCACCAGCGUCGACGGCAACCCCCCCGCGGACUUUGAGAUGCCGCUGCAGUGGCUUGGCAGCCCCACCGGCGGUGUGGUUCUCGAGCUUGCCUACGAGCCGCUCAUCACCCCACUCGUCGCGCAGAUGCAAGUAUUCAGGGACACGGUUUCGCCGUCGUGGGUGGUCGUAGACGGCCUCGAGAACCUCGGGGAGAUGGCCAUUGAGGCCUUUGAGCUGAUGACCGGCCGGCUGGCGCCCAGGAGGCUGAUGAAGGACGUGUGUAGGCGGACGUGGGAGCAGCACAGGCGGGACUUCUCGUCAAUGUCAUGA
This is a messenger RNA of Phaeoacremonium minimum UCRPA7, 2379 nucleotides long. RefSeq names its product putative repressor protein. Gene Ontology annotation, biological process: chorismate biosynthetic process. Gene Ontology annotation, molecular function: 3-phosphoshikimate 1-carboxyvinyltransferase activity; shikimate 3-dehydrogenase (NADP+) activity; 3-dehydroquinate dehydratase activity. Lineage: Eukaryota; Fungi; Ascomycota; Sordariomycetes; Togniniales; Togniniaceae. The transcript is spliced from 2 exons. The record is from RefSeq and is a predicted model, not a curated record. The coding region runs from base 1 to 2379 and encodes 792 amino acids.